AUGAGCACGGUGCGUAUCAAGCGGAAGCACGUGCUCGACAGCGACAGCGAUGACGACGACGCACCUUCCGCUUCCGUCGCCGUCGCGUCCGUCUCCAACGGGUCCUCGGAGAAGGAGAACGCGGGCGUCGCGCCGGUAGGUCCUCCCGCGGCAACGGAAGCGACCGGUCAGAUGUUCAAAAAGCGCCUGACGAAGAAGGCCGCGUCCGCUCCGCCGCGGGAGGUUGUGGUGAUCGACGACGGGCCGGGGACCGCGGCGGCGGCGGCGGCGGACGACGACGUGAUCGUGGUGGACGACGACGACGACGCGCCUCAGCCUCAGCCUCGAGCGAACGAAGGGGACGACGUCGUGAUCGAGGACGACAUCGACGAGCCCGAUCAGGCGCUCGUGGAGUGCGCCAAGAUCUCCCGCAGGCUUCGACGCGCGCUGGGCGCCGACGACGACGCCAAGGGCAAGAGCGACGGCCCGCUCUCCCCGGGCGCAUUUCACGCGCCCGGAGGCCGGCGUAAGCUCGUCACCGCGCGGGACGUCGCGGCGGUCGCGGGCGAAGGCUCCCUCGCGAACGGUCUCAAGCCCUACCAGAUGGUCGGCGUCAACUUCCUCCUCCUCCUCGACGAGCAAGACGUCCCGGGAGCCAUCUUAGCGGACGAGAUGGGCCUCGGCAAGACCGCGCAGACCAUCGCCUACCUCGCGUGCUCCAGGGCGGCGAACCCGAGGCGCUCCAGGGACGAACCUGCGCUGGUCGUCGCGCCGGCUUCGCUGCUGGAGAAUUGGCGGCGCGAGCUCGCGCAGUGGGCGCCCGCGCUGCGCGUGGGGUUUUACCACGGCGCGCAGAGCCAACACGAGGUGCGGUCGGCGGCGGAGGCGUGGUCGUCGGGCCCUCGCGGGGACGGGCGCGUCGCGUCGGGCGGCGGAGCCUUCGACGUCGUCAUCGCGUGUUACUCGAUUUUCGAGAGGGACUCGUCGGACUCGAAGGAGAAGCGGGCGUGGCUCCGGUCGCUCAACUACUCGCACCUGGUGCUGGACGAGGCGCAUUUGGUGAAGAACCGGCAGACGCAGCGCGCGCGGCGGCUGGACGCCGUCGCCACCAAAGCUCGGCGCAGGGUGCUCCUCACCGGCACCCCGUUGCAGAACAACCUCGGCGAGUUGGAGUCGCUGAUUCACCUCGUGCUGCCCGGGCUGUUGGAGGAGGGCGCGCUGGGUGGGGAGGACGGGAACGAGGACGACGCGUGCGAGCUCGUGCGCGCGCACAGGCUGGCGAGGGUGAAGGAGAUACUGAGGCCGUUCAUCUUGAGGCGACUGAAAGAGGACGUCGCGAAAGAGUUGAUACCGAAGACGCAGGAGAAGCGCGUCGUUGAGAUGGGCGAUGCGCAGCGGCGCCAGUACGCCGCCGCGGUGGAGGCUGCGAGGAACGAGCGUCGCAGGGCGCGGAAUGAGGCGGCAUCCUCCAAGUCGUCGUCCGGCGGCGGCGGCGGAGGACUUCCUUCGGUUGGAGACGCCGAUUCCCCCGGAGGCGGAGGAGGGUCCCCGGGUGGGGGGCGUCUGACCAGCACCAAGGUCAAGGCGCUCUUCGUUCACCUGCGAAAGAUCGCGAACCACCCGCUGCUCGUCCGGGAGCGGUACGGCGACGCCGAGGUGGCGGAAAUCGUCGACGUGUGCCACAGGCGCGGGGUAUUCGGGCACGAGGCGCCGUUGGCCAAGGUGGAGUCGCACGUCCGAUCGUUGAGCGAUUUUGACCUCCACCAGCUGUGCGGGGAGCAGGGACACCUGUCGAAGCUGUGCCUCCCGGUUUCCGCCUUCGCCGAGGCGGCAAAGACGGCGGCGCUCGUCAAGUUGCUGGACGAGAUCAAGUCGAAAGGAUCGCGUCCGCUCAUCUUCAGCCAGUGGAAGAUCGUCCUGGACAUUCUGGAGUGGGUGCUGCGGUCACGCGGUCACGUCUUCGUCAGGCUGGACGGCAGCACGGAUGUCCACGAACGGCAGCAGAUUUGCGACGCGUUUAACCGGCCCGGGUCUGAGAUUUUCGCCUUUUUGCUCUCCACGCGCGCGGGUGGGCAGGGGCUUAACCUCACCGGCGCGGACACCGUGAUCAUCCACGACUGCGACUUCAACCCGCAGAUCGACCGGCAGGCGGAGGACCGGUGCCACAGGCUGGGACAGACGCGACCGGUCACGGUGCACAGACUCGUCACCGCGGGCACCGUGGACGAGCGCAUCGUGCAAAUCGCCGAGCGCAAGCUCGACCUCGACGCCGCGGUGCUCUCCGACACCAAAGCGAUGGCCGCGGAGGAGAACAAGGCGAUGCACUCGAUCAUCGAGGACCUCCUGGGUUGA
Molecule: messenger RNA, 2331 nt
Organism: Micromonas commoda
Lineage: Eukaryota; Viridiplantae; Chlorophyta; Mamiellophyceae; Mamiellales; Mamiellaceae
Product: SNF2 super family
Exons: 1
Coding region: 1-2331 (776 amino acids)
Cellular component (GO): nucleus
Molecular function (GO): ATP binding; DNA binding; chromatin binding
Source: RefSeq, a predicted model, not a curated record